Gavialis gangeticus (Gharial) is the source of this 4777-nucleotide messenger RNA. It is a transcript of the gene PGC, whose product is annotated as progastricsin. NCBI's taxonomy places the organism in Eukaryota, Metazoa, Chordata, Crocodylia, Gavialidae. The transcript is spliced from 9 exons. Gene Ontology annotation, biological process: proteolysis. Gene Ontology annotation, molecular function: aspartic-type endopeptidase activity. The record is from RefSeq and is a predicted model, not a curated record.
CCAGCUUUUCUCUGCAAACACAAAGGUUAGAAAUUAUUUUAAAUGAAAGUUGAGACUCUCCUCAUCCCGGUAGUUUGACCUUUUUCAGAAAAAUACCAGGUAUAAGGGGUGGAGGGGGGGGGGAGAUCAUUGCUAGAAUGGUGAUUUCUGGAAGGACUUCCGUAGGAGUUAACUGAGGUAGCCUGUUUUGGCGAUGAGUAGGAGGGGAUGGGAUAGAAGUAGAUUUAAAUAGUGAAUUUGCUGCAAAGAGGGCAAAUUCUUAUUUACUCCAGUGCCCUCUCUUAUAAUAGACCAGCAAAUCAAUGUCCGAUAUUUCAGAACAAACACAAGACAUACUCUUUGCCUAGGACAUAAUUAACCUGUGGGACACCUUGCCCUUGCAGGAUUGUUGUACCUGGACAUUUUGGCUGGAUUUCACAAAGGGUUCAACAUUAACAUUGGUGAGGAGAAGGUCUAUGUGUGUCAUAGGUUUGAAUACUUGACAGCUAUAAUUCCUGAUGCUUCAGGAUGGACUUGCCAAGGAUCAGGAGUAAACCUCCUUUAGGAGGAAGUUAACUCAUAAUUUCCCAGUAGCUUAACUUCUGGCAGUGCCUGCAGGGUACUGAACUGGACAGACCACAGCCCUGCACCGGCAUGGUGAUGGUUAUACUUCUUGCCCCAUCGACUGAUACAACCAGACACCUGCAUCUUUCCUUCUGUGCUUGCAAAGCUUGAAGGAGAGGUGAAUGCUGCAAACCUGAUUCUGAUCUGUAUGUAUGUGGGGAAGUCGAUGGGGUUCAACUAAUCUCUCUUCCCUCUAUAAUGUUCUUCUGGCUUCUCUGUAAUUGAAGCCUACAGGAUGACCCAGUCCUGCCGUUCCCCUGGAUCACAUGAAUUUUAUACAUGCCUUUUUCAUAAUUACAUUCCGGAAGACAGAGCUUCUGCCAUGUGGCUUGUGUCUAGACUGGGACCUGCCAGGACCUUAGGCGGGGAUAGUUUGGGGGUGGAGAGGCAGAGGAGUACCACAUACUUAAGGUCUUCCCUCUCCCUCCCACAUACCAAGAUGAAUGUGCAUCUAAACCACCCUGAAGUCUACAGCCUUGGUUAUGUAUGAGGAGACGCUGAAGCCUUUACUCUUCUGUAGAAGAGAUUGUAAAGGAAAUAAGUCAGUGAGGCUUUAUUGGUUUGCAAUGCUAUGAAAGUGUUGCAAAGGAUUAAAAGAGACUGAGACAGAUGGUGGCUAUCUGCUAGAGGCAGGUAUGCUGUUGGACACUGAUGGCUUGAUCCUGAAUUCUGAGUUUGAUGCAUGGUUUUCUAUCCUGUGAUAUAAGGAAGCUCAGAAGAGAGGAUCGUAGUUGUCCCUUCUUCUCUUAGAAUCCACGAAUCUUCUGUGGGAUGUUUUUGCAGGGCAGGGACAUCCACUGCAACUGGUCACAAGGAUGCACCCAAGUCUCCCUUUGACCCAACCAGCAACGGGAAAAGGCAGAGAAGCCUCUGAAAAUGGCAAACCCCUUCACAUUCAGAUUAAAAGUACAAAGGUUUCCCCCUCAAAUGAGGUAUUGAUUCCAUGGUGUUCUCACUAAUCAGCUAAGGAAUUACAGCCUCCUCCUCUGAGGAGGAUUGAAUUAAAAUGGUUUACUGGGGACAGAAUAAGAAGUAAUGGGCUUAAAUUACAAAAAGGGAAAUUUUGAAUAUUAGAAAGGACUUUUUUUUCAGUAUAUCUUUGGUUAAAUACCAGGAAGGAUUACCUGGAAUCACUGGAAGUUUUUUCUAGAAGCAGGUUAGACAAGACCUGCUUGGUUGAGAUGGUUUAGAUGAUCCUGCCUUGGGCAGGGGGUCAGACUAGGUGACCUCCUGAGGUCCCUUCCAGCCUUGUUUUUCUAAUCCUAUCUCUGGAAAUCUCACCUUGGCAACUACUAAGAGUCUAGGUUAGCUGAAGCAAUGACUAUAAAUAGCUGGAUGAACUGUAUGGGGAUUUUGAUAGGAGCUAGUUGUUGAUAUGGUCAUUUUAGGGGAUGGGCAAGGAGUUGAAGUAGAUGUGACACAAAAGCUUUUGCUGUUCCUGUCCUUAGUGACCUGUUCCAUACACCGAGGGCUUCGUUCUGCAAGUAGUGAGCAAGGCCACUACUGGAGCAUCCCUUGUAGAUCCAACAGAGAGUGACAAGUGCUUGUGACUUGGGCUGUCUUCCCCUGAUGCCAGUGCACAAAGUCCAGAUAAGUAAUUAAUUCUCUGACAAAAGUCACUGUGGUCAGAUAGAGUUGAGGUGAACAGUACAUAUUGGUAAUAUGUUGCCAGCCCGAGAUCUUCUGGGUUAAAAUGUGUUAAGAAAUGGAAUUGCAGCUCUGUUUUGUCACGUCACCAGGUACCAGCAAUAACCGCAUGACUACAAUUAAGGCAUUUUGGUGUUUGCGAGGCCUGGAAUAAACUGAUUUUUAACUGCAAUUUUUCAUGUCCAUUUCUCCUGCCUAGUGUAACUACAGGGCAAAGUGAGGCUAUAAGUUAUUUUUGCACCUCCUAAUAGGCCAAGAAAUUUGGUGCAGAUGGCCAUUUUACACAGAUGGCCUUUUGGACGUGAUAUUUUCACCUCCUUUAUUAUAGGCACUUCCCUUGCCCCACUAGUACGACUUUUACUGUGUCUAUGUGAAAAGAAUUGGUUGUGCACACCAGUUGCAAGUGCAAGCUAAGCAUGUGGUCACGGGCACAAUGUGGGUUAUAAAAAUCCUUCCCUAAAUUUCACCCUUUGUUUAAAUAAGAGGUCUCCUAUGGGGAUAUUUGUGCCUUCCCAAGUGUACAGAGCACCACUAUGGUGCCGAGUUCUCCCUGCAACGUUCAGCCCAAACCAGCGUGUUUUUGUUUCUUUAGGACGUUCCAUAACCUUGGAUGCAUGUAGCUCUUGCAGUGUUGCAGGCAGAAAUUGGAACUGGAAACAAUGCAGAUCAGACAAAUGACUACAAAACAUGUUAGUCUUUCCAUUUGUACCCGACUGCCACGUGUGAUCAAACUUUUCUUCCCUUUACCUUUAGGGAAAACUGUCAAUAGGCCUAUCAAACUCCAGAUAAGUGGAAGAUAAAGAGAAACAUGGUGGUGGGCUGUUGGUCUUUGGAGGAGUUCUGAUUCUUCUUAUCAAUCCAAUUUUGGCCCGUUAGCCAUUUAAAAACAAAAUGGCAUUUGCCCUUCUGAUAAACCAGCUGGUUUUGAGAUAAGCCAGAAUGCAGAGUUUUAUUGAUCCAGUGAUAAGCUGCUGAUGUGUGAUCGGGCAGGGGUGGAGGGAGCAGACAGGGUGGCAGGCCCUUUUGGGUAUAUAGGUAGGGAUCCUAGAGGUCCCAUGUCAGCCCCGUGUCCAGGACUGAACUGCAGUGACCCGAGGACCCUUUGGGAACUGCUUCCAGAGAAGAGCACCAUGAAGUGGCUGAUUCUUGCCCUGGUGUGUCUCCACCUCUCUGAGGGGAUAGUGAGAGUUCCCUUGAAAAGAUUCAAGUCCAUGCGGGAGGUGAUGAGGGACAAGGGCAUGCUCAAGGACUACCUGCAGACGCACCAUUAUGACCCAGCCAGCAAGUACUACAAUCAGUUCUCUGUUGUUUCUGAACCCCUGGCUAACUACGUAGAUAUGUCCUACUAUGGUGAGAUCAGCAUUGGGACCCCUCCCCAGAACUUCCUGGUUCUCUUCGACACGGGCUCUUCCAACCUGCGGGGGCCUUCCGUGUACUGCUAGAGCGAGGCCUGCACCAACCACCUGCUGUUCAACCCUGCUAACUCCUCCGCAUAGUCCACGCAGGACCAGAGCUUCUCUCUGCAGUACGGGACUGGCAGCCUUACAGGAAUCUUCGGCUACGACACCGUCACCAUCCAGACCAUUGCCAUCUCAGACCAGGAGUUUGGCCCGAGUGAGACGGAGCCUGGCACUAACUUCGUCUACGCACGGUUUGUUGGGAUCCUGGGUCUGGCCUACCCUGCCAUCUCCGCCGGGGAUGCCGCCACCGUGAUGCAAGGCCUGAUUCAACAGAACCUCCUCGAUGCCCCACUCUUCAGCUUCUACUUGAGCCCGCAAGAUGGCUCUCAAGGCGGUGAGCUCAUCUUUGGAGGUGUUGACUCCAGCCUGUUCACUGGGGAGAUGAUCUGGACUCCUGUCACCCAGGAGGCUUAUUGGCAAAUUGCGAUUGAGAGUUUCUCCAUCAAUGGACAGACCACUGGCUGGUGUAACAAUGGCUGCCAAGCCAUUGUGGACACUGGGACUUCCCUCCUCACUGCUCCUGGAGAUGUCUUCUCAAACCUGUUGGAGUCUAUUGGAGCUGAGCAAAGCGGCAACGGCCAGUACGUUGUUGGCUGUGACAGCAUUGAUAGCCUGCCAACCAUCUCCUUUGUGAUCAGUGGAACCAGCCUCCCUCUGCCUACGUCAUCCAGGUAUGCAUUUCUCAUUAGCACAGAUGGCAGCUGCGUUGUUGGCAUUGGGCCUACUUACCUGCCAUCCCAGAACGGGCAGCCCCUGUGGAUCCUUGGUGAUGUCUUCCUCAGGUCUUACUACUCAGUUUAUGACAUGGGCAACAACCAGGUGGGCUUCGCUCUUGCCGCCUAAAUGAAACCCACCCUCUUCUGUGCGAUGCCAUACCGCUUCCCGCCUCUCCGCUGACCCUCCGUGCUGUGACAUAGUGGUCCCGACUGCUUCUCUGCCAUGUCCUGAGCAUUUCUCUCCACUGAACUCUGCCUUUUUUUGUUGUUGUUGUUGAAGCCUCUCUCUCUUGUACAAUUGGUGGUAUGAAAUUCUGGGUUCUCAUCCAAAGGUGACUGCAAAUAAAUAAA